Molecule: messenger RNA, 936 nt
Organism: Ostreobium quekettii
Lineage: Eukaryota; Viridiplantae; Chlorophyta; Ulvophyceae; Bryopsidales; Ostreobiaceae
Source: the annotation of a GenBank genome assembly
AUGUGGACCAGUCUCAGGCAUCUGAAUAUUGGUAAUUGUUUUGGGAUUGAGGAUGAGGGGCUCGAGCAUCUGACGGAUUUAGUGGCUCUGACCCACCUGGACGUGUCCACAGAUUACAACAUAAGAGAUUUGACGUGCAUGAUGAUUACGGAUGAAGGCAUGAAGCACGUGGAGAAAUUGACAGCCCUCAGGCACCUGUCGCUUGCCGGUUGUCGGUUGAUAGGUAGUGAGGGCUUCCGGCGGCUGAGGAGCUGCGCAAAUCUCGAGCAUUUGAACUUGGAUGAAUUUGGGGCACUGCCUGAUGCGUGCAUGCAGUGCGUGGGAAUGCUGUCCUGUCUCACUACCCUUAGUUUGUAUGAUUGCCGCCUUGACUCUGGGUUGUGCCACAUUUCGGCGCUGAAGAGUCUUCGACACCUGAACUUGGGUUUAUGUGGCCAAGUAACAAACGGGGGGUUGGACAUAUUGGAGGGGCUUGAAGCUCUGAGACACCUAUCGCUUUUCUGCUGCACCCAAGUAUCUGACGAGGGACUCAGGUACGUGGGGAUGUGCGGGAAGUUGGAGUACUUGAAUAUCAGCUCCGUGGGCCGAAUAACAGACGAGGGCAUGCGGCAUGUGUUGAAGCUGAGAUCUUUGACGUCUCUUGACCUAUCCGAGUCCCUAGACGUCACCGACCGUGGGCUUGACGAAAUCUCAGGGUUGGUGAGCCUCCAGGACUUGAACUUGAAGCGCGCCGGUAUCUCAGACAGGACCUUGGAGCGUUUGGGAAAUUUAGAAGGCCUUCGGAGGCUGAACUUGAGUUGCCUCUCCAAUAUUACCGAUGGAGGCUUGGUCCAACUGGCAAGAUUGACUGCACUUAAGGAGCUAAAUCUCGAGUAUUGUGAAUUGGUAAGUGCAGAUGGAGAAGCGUACCUGAGGGAAUGCCUCCCCUGCUUGUGA